Molecule: messenger RNA, 381 nt
Organism: Penaeus vannamei (Pacific white shrimp)
Lineage: Eukaryota; Metazoa; Arthropoda; Malacostraca; Decapoda; Penaeidae
Source: RefSeq, a predicted model, not a curated record
AUGGCAUCCAACAGCUCACUCUUAAUCCUCCUCGCCCUCUCCCUCUAUACCCACGCUGCCGAACUGAAAACGAAAGAGGGAAAUGAAGAAAACGAAGGAAGAUACAUAAGCGACAGCCAGAUCUUCACCCUUGGCACUGUGAACAUCAGGAGCCUCAUUCUGUUCAGUCUCGGCGCCCUCCUGGUGUUGGCACUCCUGGCUGUCACCGCCACCACCCCUCGAGAAGCUGGUGUGCCAUUCGCCACGUCCGCUCGCCGUACUUCCCGGAACCUGCGGCUUAUGAACAGAGCCAAGAUGUUCACAGGAACUUGGAGGAAGCUCGAGUGAAAUACCAGUAGAUUGGCAACCUCCAUACGCCCGUUUUCUGUUGUUGUUUUUCUG